GCAGGACAGCAGGAUAAGCGUGCCACACCAUAUAAUUACCUUAUUAAUGACGAGUAACACGUCAGGGCUAAUCUAGAACAGAGAAAGUUGUGUAAUUAAAGGAAAGUCAGGAGGGUAUUAUGGUAACAUCGGAAUAAAAAUGUAUGAUACGCGUCUCUAUGAGGCCCAUAUUCUAUCGCCAUUACCGACCUUUGAAUCCCUUAAAAUUCCCUUCUCCCAGCCUCAAAUCUCCCCCACAACCAAUCUUCAUCGAUCUCUCUCUUCAAUUUUACCUUUUUCGAUUUCUCGCCGGAAAAUGGCUCAAAAGACGGAGAAAGAAGAGACGACGGAGCUUAAAGUCCCCGAAACCCUGACUCUCUGUGCCAACAACUGCGGAUUCACCGGCAAUCCGGCGACGAACAACAUGUGCCAGAAGUGCUUCAACGCCACGGCCGCCGGGAUCCUGGACAAGUUUUCCGGUGCUGAGAGCGCCAGAUCCGGCUCGCCGCUCGCUCUAGAGAGGUCCGAUCCGGCUUCAGAUGCGCCAGCGGAGAGCAGCCGCGAUCCUUCUCCGGAUCGGCUUCCCGCUGCGGAGUCAACGACGGUGAUGUCGAAGAGGGAGGUAAAUCGGUGCUCCGGGUGCGGGAGGAAGGUCGGGUUGACCGGGUUCCGAUGCAGGUGCGGCGAACUGUUCUGCGCGGAGCACCGGUACUCCGAUCGACACUACUGCAGUUACGAUUACAAGACAGCCGGUCGCGAGGCGAUCGCGAGGGAAAAUCCGGUGGUUAAAGCUGCUAAGAUCGUUAGAGUUUAAACGUAAACAGGAUCGUUGAUGUUCCAAAAAUCAACGGAGAAAAAUUUGGGGAUCGAGGCGCGGAUUCCAUCUCCGGAUCUCUCAGAUAUAGCUCCUUUGAGAGAGAGAGAGAGAGAGGGGUCUAGAGAGAGAGAGAGAGAAAGAUGUAUGGAAAUGAUUUGAACAUAUUCAAGAUGAUAUGGAUCUUCUCUUGUUAGGUUUGUCUUCGAUUAAUCUAUAUUAUUAUUCUCUAUUUU
Malania oleifera is the source of this 1029-nucleotide messenger RNA. Its product is annotated as zinc finger A20 and AN1 domain-containing stress-associated protein 5. The record is from RefSeq and is a predicted model, not a curated record. Bases 140 to 793 code for a protein of 217 amino acids. NCBI's taxonomy places the organism in Eukaryota, Viridiplantae, Streptophyta, Magnoliopsida, Santalales, Ximeniaceae. The transcript has a single exon. Gene Ontology annotation, biological process: protein ubiquitination. Gene Ontology annotation, molecular function: zinc ion binding; DNA binding; ubiquitin-protein transferase activity.